AUGGUUCAUGACACUAAGUAUUAUGAUAUUUUGGAAAUAUCGCCAAAUGCUACAGAAGCUGAAAUUAAAAAGGCCUACAAAAAGACUGCUUUAAAAUAUCAUCCUGAUAAAAAUCCUGAUGGUGCUGAGAAAUUCAAAGAAGUUUCUGCUGCUUAUGAAGUUUUAUCCGAUCCUCAAAAGAAAGAAAUUUAUGAUAAAUAUGGUGAGGAAGGACUUAAAGAAGGUGGAAUGGGAAGUAGUGGUGGUUUUGAUCAUGCAUUUGAUCUUUUUGAUAUGAUGUUUGGUGGUGGAAGAGGAUCUAGAAGUCAACGUACCAAAGCUGAAGAUAUAUUUUUCCAGAUGAAAGUUACUUUAAAAGAAGUAUAUAAUGGAACUAAAAAAAAGUUAAAGAUAACUAGAAAGGUUAAAUGUAGUAAAUGUAAUGGCGUUGGUGGUAAAAAUGUUAAAUCAUGUCCAGGAUGCAGUGGUAAAGGAAUAAAGUUAAAAAUUGUUCAGAUUGGACCCGGUAUUGUAACUCAAUCUCAAGAAGCUUGUAGGCAAUGUCAAAGAACUGGUGAAAUUUUUGACAGCAAAUGUUCAGUUUGUGAUGGAAAUAAAUUAGUAUCAGUAACAGAGGUUGUCGAUGUUAUAGUAGAAAAAGGAAUGAAAGAUGGCGAGAAAAUUGUUAUUAAUGGUAAAGGUAUGGAGGAUCCCAAGCUUGAAACCGGAAAUUUGGUUAUCAAACUUGAACAAGAAGAAGAUCCAGUUUGGGAGAGAAAAGAAGACAUUCUUAUAAUUGAACAAAAAUUAGACCUUGUUGAAGCUUUAUGUGGUUGCACAAAAUAUAUUGAAACAUUAGACGGUCGUAUUUUAGAAUAUCAUUUAAUCCCAGGAGAGGUUGUUCAACCAAAAUCUUUAAAACUUAUAAGAAAUGAGGGUAUGCCUUAUAGAAAAUGUCCUAGUGAUAAAGGAAAUCUUAUGAUUAUAUUUGAUGUUGUAUUCCCUAAAUCAAUUACUGAAGACAAAAUUAAAACAUUGAAAGAAUUAUUACCACAACCAAAAGAAAUUGAGAUUCCUGAAAAUGCUGAAACUGUUUUUGUGUCAGAAUAUCAUGUUACAGGAAUGGAAAGCCAAAUGCAGGAAGAUGAUGACGAUCAACAUCAUGAACAUGGAAGAACUCAGUGCACAACUCAAUAA
Molecule: messenger RNA, 1176 nt
Organism: Strongyloides ratti
Lineage: Eukaryota; Metazoa; Nematoda; Chromadorea; Rhabditida; Strongyloididae
Product: DnaJ-like-2
Exons: 1
Coding region: 1-1176 (391 amino acids)
Biological process (GO): response to heat; protein refolding
Cellular component (GO): cytosol; cytoplasm
Molecular function (GO): ATP binding; Hsp70 protein binding
Source: RefSeq, a predicted model, not a curated record